This is a messenger RNA of Prorocentrum cordatum, 963 nucleotides long. NCBI's taxonomy places the organism in Eukaryota, Dinophyceae, Prorocentrales, Prorocentraceae. The record is from the annotation of a GenBank genome assembly.
AUGCCACACGGGUUGGCGAUCUCCGGCCUCCGCCUCGCUCUGCUCUGCACAGCCCUCGUGGGCCCGCGGAGGGGCGCGCUCGCCGUCAAGCAAAGGCUGGCGGGCGAGGCGGAGAGACGAGUGGUUUACAAGACAGACUCGGACGCCGAUGUCUCCACCGAGGACAUGAUGCAGAUGCUGUCGGCCCUCCAGGAUGCCCUCCUGUCAAACUCCUCCGGUUUCCAGGACAGCGUAGACGCGAGCAUCGGAGAGUUGCAGGCCCUGGUCUCCAGCUUCUCCCAGCGGGCCAGGGAGCUGGACGUCGGUCUGGUGCAGCUCAGCCGCGGCAUCUCGGCGCAGGACUUCGUCCCUCUUCUGGCCAACUACUUCAACUUGACGCUGUCUUCGCAGGCUGCCCACGACAGCGAGGUGACCAAGAUCUACAACCGAAUGGAGGCCUCUAUGCCAGAGAAGCUGCGGUUGGCCGUGCAGCCAGUCGUAGGCAUGUUCAUCGCCAGCGACGCGGUCUCCGCCCCGUUCGACCACGCGGUUUUCAGGGCAACGCCGCAGGACGAGCUGUGCAGCAAGGCUGCGCCCAUCAUAGACUACAUGCUGAGCUACCAUGUGAACCUGACCAAGGUGGACGGCCUCCUGAACACCACUGUGAGGAUACUUCCGAUCCUAAGCAUGGCGACGCCGGAGGCGCCGCAGGAGGUCGCCACCUUCCUGGAGAACCUGGUGGAGCUGGGCUACCGGGAGACCGCCGCCCGCGAGAGGUCGUGCCGUAGCCUCCUGCACUUGGUCUCCCCGGUGGUGUCCGAGAAGCUCGGCUGCGACUUCACCUCCUCUCGGGGGCCUGGGCCAUCCGACUCCAACGGCUCCGCCUCGGACUCGGACCCCGAGGGCAGCUCCGCCCCCGCGCCGCACGCCAGCCUGGCGGCGGCGCUGUGGCGGGCGGCGUUCGCCCUCGCGCUGCUGCCCUGA